Messenger RNA from Contarinia nasturtii (swede midge), 1250 nucleotides. RefSeq lists its product as uncharacterized. The transcript has 3 exons. NCBI's taxonomy places the organism in Eukaryota, Metazoa, Arthropoda, Insecta, Diptera, Cecidomyiidae. Bases 593 to 988 code for a protein of 131 amino acids. The record is from RefSeq and is a predicted model, not a curated record.
GUUCUCCCAAUACAGUGAAUCUAUAUUUUUUGAUAGACAAAAUAACAAGCAAAGUAAGCAGAGAAACUCUCCACUAACAUAGGAUUCAUAUACGAAUGGCGUGUGAGUGGAGUGUGUCAUGCAAAAUUUUGUCUACCAAAAAUAUUAGAUUCACUGUAGUUUGAGUCAGUCUUAAGUAAAGGUGAAAAAAUCGUAUUCUAUUUUAGAAAUAAGCGCAAACCAAAUUGGAUGGAUGAUGGCCUCAUGCGUUUCAAAGGAUUCGUAAGAUAAAUCCCAUGUACUUAAAUGCCUUGAUUUUUUUCAGCCAAUCAUAGUGCAUUUGUAAGUGGCUCAUCUAUGCUACCACGAACUGAACACAAACUUACAUCCAGUUUAGAAAGCAACGCGUGUUUGCGUUUACAUUUAGACACAAACACAAUUGAGGCACAAUUGUUGGUUAAAAAAAACAUCACAUUACAAACAUAUAGCGUUUCCAGAAUUGGACAAACUAAAAUCAAUUCUUUGAACUCAACACCUAUUUUGUUUCUGUUUUUCCUUAUUUUGAAAAUACGGUGACAAGACUUUCAAAAAUUAUGAAAUUGACUAUAGAAAGAUGCUUCAACAAGAAUUUACAUUUUAUAAUGCUGAGAUCAGAAAAAUUCUCAGUUUGGUUGAUAAUCAAGAUAAAAUUAUCUUACAUUUUGCGGAUACUGAUGAUGAGCUGAGCAAACUCGACUUUAAAACUGCAAAGGGUAAUCCUUCAGAUGACAACGGCUCCCCUCAAAAUCGUUAUCAAUUCAAACAAAUCUGUGCUUCAUUUGGAUUCAAUAUAUUUAUCAAGAUUUGGUGUAGGCGGUCAUAUGGCUGGUCGUACUGGAAAUACAUUGAAAACAAUUUAUGGCGAAAAUGUUGCAGUCGUUUGAGCGGAAGGAACACCAAGACGGGUGCAAACGGGCGAUGCAAAAUUCGUUAUGAUUUUCCAUACAUCAGCACUAUCAGUUACCAAUAAAAAAAACUUGGAGACGUUGAUGUUAUAGUGAAUGAAGGUCAAAAUCAAACGUGCUGUACUGCGGGAACUUCAUGUGAUCAUGAAUCCGGAGCCAUUUUGCAUAAAUUGAUGACACAAAAGAACGACAAACUUAUAAUAAACAAGCAGAAUAUCCCAAUCGCUUGGGUGAAGGGUAAAAGUACCAAACACCUUAGAAAUCACCAAGCCACCACUGGCCUACCUUUUGGCGAUGACAGGGCCAAAAGAAAACUUAUAAUGAAGA